AUGAGUUUUAAAUCAGUAGCUCUUUCGUUCAACGUGCAAGCGGAAUGUAAUGUAACAAGAGCACGAGCGGGUCUCAUGAAAUUACCGCAUUAUGAAAUAAAAACUCCAGUAUUUAUGCCCGUGGGCACACAGGGUACAAUGAAAGGAUUGUUACCUGAGCAGCUUGAAAAGCUAGACUGUGAAAUUAUACUAGGAAACACAUACCAUCUUGGCAAUCGACCUGGUACAGAAGUGUUGAAGAAAGUGGGUGGACUUCAUAAGUUCAUGGGAUGGAACAGAGCACUGCUUACAGACUCAGGGGGAUUCCAAAUGGUAUCCCUUUUGAAACUGGCUGAGAUCACAGAAGAGGGUGUCAAAUUUAAGUCACCUUAUGAUAAUUCGGAAAUUAUGUUAACUCCAGAAAAAUCCAUUGAGAUUCAAAAUUGUAUAGGGGCAGAUAUAAUAAUGCAAUUAGAUGACGUCGUUCAAACCACAUUCCAAGACUAUGACCGAAUAAAAGAAGCCACAGAACGGACCAGUCGCUGGCUAGACCGCUGUUUAAAAGCCCACAAAAGGCCUAAUGAGCAAAGCAUAUUUCCUAUUGUUCAGGGAUUAUUAAAUAAAGAACUUAGAACUCAAAGUGCAAAGGACCAUAUGACAAAAGAAGUUAAUGGAUUUGCUAUUGGAGGACUAAGUGGAGGAGAAGCGAAAGAUGAUUUCUGGCCAAUGGUCAGUCUAGGCACAGAGAUCUUGGAUAAUAACAGACCUAGAUACCUGAUGGGAGUUGGAAUGGCAAUAGACCUUGUAGUUUGUGUAGCAUUAGGAGUUGACAUGUUUGACUGUGUCUUUCCCACAAGAACUGCAAGAUUUGGCUGUGCUCUAGUGAACACAGGACAGCUGAAUUUGAAACAGAAGAAAUAUGAGACGGAUCUUAACCCUAUUGACAAAGAUUGUACAUGCUCCACAUGCACAACCUAUACAAGAGCUUACUUGCAUUGCAUUGUUACAGUAGAGACUGUAGCUUGUCAUCUUAUUUCUGUACACAAUAUUGCUUUUCAAAUGCGCCUAAUGAGAACAAUGAGAGAGAAUAUAGAAAAUGAUACUUUCCCGCAGUUUGUAACUAGAUUUGUCAAUGAAUUGUACCCUACUGGCAUUUGUCCUAAGUGGGUGACAGAUGCAUUAACUUCAGUGGGAAUAACUGUAUGCCAAAAGUAA
Hyposmocoma kahamanoa is the source of this 1194-nucleotide messenger RNA. It is a transcript of the gene Tgt, whose product is annotated as queuine tRNA-ribosyltransferase catalytic subunit. NCBI's taxonomy places the organism in Eukaryota, Metazoa, Arthropoda, Insecta, Lepidoptera, Cosmopterigidae. Gene Ontology annotation, cellular component: cytosol. Gene Ontology annotation, molecular function: tRNA-guanosine(34) queuine transglycosylase activity. The coding region runs from base 1 to 1194 and encodes 397 amino acids. The transcript is spliced from 6 exons. The record is from RefSeq and is a predicted model, not a curated record.